AUGGAGAGGGUGCAGUACCAGCUCGAGCGCUCCAUCCCGCAGCUCCAGCUGCUCGAUGAACACGCCGUCUUUACAAAGGAGCAGCUCCGCUCCAUCACCACGCAACGACAGACUUUUGAGGCACGCCUCCUGCGCAGAGGACCCGAGAAGCUCGACUUUCUCCGCUAUGCCGAGUUCGAACGCAACCUCGCCGACUUGAUCAACGUCAAGGCCAACCGCAUUGGCUUGCCUCGCUCCUUCCACCGCGACAAUGCCGCCGCCCACACCGGCCACAUCGUCGCCAUCUACGAGCGCAUGGUGCUCAAAUUCAAGUACGACGUCGAUGCGUGGCAGCAGUACAUUGCGUUUGCAAAGAGCCGCAAGAUGCGCGUCGUCACCGGUCGUGUCUAUGCGCGCGCCUUGGCUCUGCAUCCCAACAACGUGCCGCUCUGGCUCGCCGCCGCCGCACACGAACUCAACGACAAUGCCUCCACCACCGCCGCUCGUUCCCUUCUGCAGCGCGCCCUGCGAUUGAAUCGUCUGCCCUGGAAGCGAUCCGACGUUGGUGCUGCUUCGUCUGCAAAUGGCAAACGCGCUGCCGCUGAUUCCGCACCAGACUCGAGCAAGCGUGCGCGAACCGACAGCUCGUCGGCACAGAACGCCAACAGCGCCUCGGACUCGGGCCCGGCCGCGCUCAAAGUGUCGGACCGCGAAGCCGACCUGUUGCGUCUGUGGGUGGAGUACAUCCGCAUGGAGCUCGUCUUCAUCGAGCGUCUCCGCCGCAGGUGGCUCGUGCUCGGUCUCGAAUGGGAGUCCCAGAGCAGCCACGAUGACGCCGCAGCCUCAUCCUCCAACGACACCGCCGAAGCACAGCAGGCUGCACUCGACCUGGACACCGACAUCGCCACUGCCAACACAGCCAGCCCCGGCGAGCUCGACGCCGACCAGGAACGCAUACUGCUCAGCCAGGUCCCACAGAACGACGCCGACGCCCAAGCCGCUGCCGAGGACGCCGACGCGGCCACAGGCGCAAAGCCCAACACGUUCACACCUCGCAAGAUGACCACCAUCCCUCCUGCUCAGAUCGGCAUCCUGCGCGGCAGCAUCCCGCUCUACCUCAUUGGCAGUGCGCUCGAGUCGUUGGCGCCGCAUCUGCACUUUGUCCUGCUCGUCGCGCUGCUCGACGUGCUCCAAACCUUCCCCUUUGCAGAGCCGCUCAGCCUCGACGCGCCCAAGAGCGGCGAGGCGCUGCGCAGGCGACUGCUCGACCAGGUCUACACACAUCUUUCCGAUCGCCAGCGAUGGGGCUGGCACCACUUUGCACCCGCUGCGCUCGUGGCGGCCUUGCGCUCCUUCCGCCCCGACACGACGACCGGUGCAGACGCGGAUGAGCGCACUGCGGCACACGUCGCCAACACCGAGGAGAUGGAGUCGCAUAGGCUGCUCACCUCGGCCAGCCACCUGCGCACCACCUUCUCCAACGAGACCGAUGGCCUGCUCGAACUCGCAUCGCAGCUGCGAAGCGGAUCCGCCGCGGCGAGACGCGCACCAGUGUCUGCGUCGGUCUCGUCAAGCACACUGGCGGUACAGCUCGUGCUGCAGCUGCUGCAGUCGCUGCUGACGGUGACGGUGGGCAGCGGCACGAGGCCGUCGGCAUCGUACGAUGCGCUUGCUGCAUCUGGCCUGCUCCCUGUUGCCGUCAGUGAUGCCGUGAAGCAGAUGCGAUCGUGGUGCACCGAGGCACCCGUUGACAUUUCCGCGCGCAAAGGCACCAGCGCCAAGGCGGAGUUCUACACCACCACGUCGCUGCUCGUCGAGAUGCUAGCCGACUCGCAGCGUUCGGCGAUCGACGAGCCGAACCUGGUGCAGUACCUCGACUCGGUGCAGACGCAGUUGAUCGCCGAAGCGCGCGGUGCGGGUGCGGGUGUCGAGACUGCGCAGAUGCGCGCGGUGAGCGUGCGCCGGCAGCUGGAUACCGCGCUUGCGAUCGAGUCGGACAAGGAGCGCAGCAAGAAGCUCGGCAAGCUGCAGACACAGAUCAAGCAGGCUACGACGGGCGAGUUUGGCGCGAGUGACGAGCUGUGGAGUCUGCGCAUCCUCGUUGCGACGCAACUUGCCAAGACGUCCGGUGCGGAGGUCGAGCAGAGCCGCAACAUGAUCGGUGCCGAGUGGCGACGUGGGCUGCAGGCGUGUGCUGGCGCCGACGGCUCGACGGGUGCGGCGGAAUCGAGUCUGUGGGCGCGCUACCUCGAGUGGCUCUAUCGCGGCGUUGCCGAAGCCCCACACAAAAGGAAGGCGGCUUUCAAGUACAGCUCCGAGCAGUUCCGAUGGGCUGUUCGCGAGACCGCCUCCCUGCUCUCGCGAAGCAGCAGUGGAUCGGUGGAGGCCCUGCAGCACUAUCGCCAGGAGCUGCACGAUCUGUGCGUUUCGCGCUACCUCAGCCUGAGUCGCGAGGUGGGCAAGGUGGACGAGACGCUUUCGUGGCUGUUGCAGUCGUCGUUUGCAUCCCACCAUGCGUGGAUCAGCAUUGCGUCGCAGCUGGGCGAGGACGGAGACGACAAGCUGGUUCGCAGGAUCUUUGGUAAGCUACUCCAGACGCAGCCGGACCAGGUCGAGAUCUGGACAGCCUACCUGCGCUAUCUGGCGGUGGACGAUAUGACUGCGGCGUUGAAGACGCUGGAAUCGUGCAAGACGACGGUGGGAAAGGCCGAGUACAAGCUCGUCGAGAGAGAGUGGCAUUCCAUCUGCCAGGAUCUCGAAAAGACCGCCCAGAACGAUGUCAAUGGCGCUGCUGACACUGCCGAGUCCGACGAAGAGUAG
Messenger RNA from Moesziomyces antarcticus, 2799 nucleotides. Its product is annotated as DEHA2G14410p. The record is from RefSeq and is a predicted model, not a curated record. Gene Ontology annotation, molecular function: protein binding; snoRNA binding. Lineage: Eukaryota; Fungi; Basidiomycota; Ustilaginomycetes; Ustilaginales; Ustilaginaceae. The transcript has a single exon. Gene Ontology annotation, cellular component: small-subunit processome; Pwp2p-containing subcomplex of 90S preribosome. Gene Ontology annotation, biological process: maturation of SSU-rRNA from tricistronic rRNA transcript (SSU-rRNA, 5.8S rRNA, LSU-rRNA). Bases 1 to 2799 code for a protein of 932 amino acids.